AGAGAAGACAACCUAACAGUGAAACAGUGAUCACAACAGUGAUCAGGGUUGUAUCUUCCUGUUUUCCAUAUUCACUAACUGAAGUCCCUCUCAUCACAAGUGGCAGUGAGUCUGUAGGUGUUGACUUGUGUCUUUCAGAAAAAUGAGGAGGAAGUCUAACAACGCAAACAUUUUACGCUUCGCUUGACACAAGCAGCUUCACUGUUUUCUGCAGGCGACCAUCAUGGAACAACACUGACAAAAAUCCUGACCUAAAACAAGCAUGGCUGCAAGAGGAAGUGUGUUUUCACUUCUCUGCCUCUUGCUUCAUACCAAUCUUUCGCUGCCUUACUCAUUGAAAAAUUGCACAAUAUAUCAUGAGGAAAGUUCCUCUGCUGAGGUUUCGCUGGACUGUGCAAACAGGAAGCUUGUGACUAUCCCUGACGACAUCCUGAAAGAUGCAGUUUCAGUAAAACUUGGACACAACUUAAUUCAGAGAGUUCACCAAGGAGAUUUUUGUGGUAUGUCAAAGUUGAAAAUCCUGGAUCUUGAGUACAAUCUAGUGGUUCAGGUGGAUGAUGGCUCUUUCACCGAUCUGGUGUCACUGGAAGCUCUCAACAUGGGGAGAAACCGUCUCACCAACCUGACGAGCAACGUCUUCCAGGGCCUGUCCAGCCUCACCGCGCUCGACCUCUCUCAGAACCGCAUCCAGUUCAUCCAUGACUCUGCGUUUCGGGUUUUGACCAGCUUACAAAGUGUGAACUUCCAGGGAAAUAUGCUCCAACGAAUUGUUGACAUUCAGCCCAUCCUACAACUACCACAAAUUCACACCAUCGACCUUACUUACAAUCUAUUCUACUCUUUUGAAACAAAAGAUCUCCAUCUGAAUUUUUCUUCAAGUCUUAAAGAGUUGUCUGUUCACAGUCAUAAACUCAUAAAAUUUGGCAUCACAACACCAAUUUUUCCUCAUCUCCAUAAAUUAUACCUUUCUAUGUCUUCGAACAGUAGUUCACGAUGGGAUUUACCAGACAAACCAUUACUAAACAAUGUGACACAUCUGUGUCUUGACAUGCUUCCACUUUCCAAUGAGGAGAUUCAAGAAGCCCUGCAGACUUUUGACUCAAUUUAUCACCUACGACUACAUUUUCUACACAUCCAGAUUAGGGAUGGACUGUUGGCUAUUGCCUGCAAAAUACCAACAUUGAGAAAGCUGGAUUUGUCUGAAAUCGAUUUCAGCAAUUAUACUCUUGAUCUUGCACAAUGCUCUCAGCUCACAGAUCUUGAUCUGUCCAUUUGUCUAAUAAGUGAACUUCCACAAGGAUCACUGGACUCAAUGAGGCAAAUUAGGUUUUUUAACAUGAGCUACAACAAGCUCAUAAAAAUCCCGCAUGACAUCAGGAGCCUCUCCUCCCUUGAGAUCUUGAUUAUGAAUGAUAAUAGCAUUUCCCAAUUAGGCUGUGAGGAUUUUGUGAACACCACACAUCUUACAGAACUACACCUAAAUGGUAACAGGAUUGCCAAGCUGCAGAGAUGCGUCAUGGAAAGUCUUACUAACCUGAAGCUUUUGAAUUUGAGUGACAAUUUGCUCGUGACGUUCAGAGCCUCCACCAAAGUUGGCCUACAGAAGCUUGAGAUCUUGGAUUUAAGUCAAAACUUUAUAAAAUUUCUUAACAAUUAUGAUUUCCGAGGCUUACGGUCCUUGAAGCAUUUGAAUGUGACAUCAUACUUUAGGGAAAAUGUAAAAUCUUUUGCAUUUUUGGGACUAAAAAGCCUAAAAUCGUUUUCUGGAUCAUUUCCACUAUUUUUUAUAAAUUUGAAAACUGUGCCACAGUUGGAAAAGAUUCAAGUCAACUUCAAUUUCAAUGGACCUUUCAGAACUCCUUAUUUAAAAACCUACGAAGACUCCAUCAGGAUGAAAUCAUUAAAAAGUGUCUCGGUGGCCUGCAGGUAUGAUCACCAGGGUGUGGUCUACAACCUGGCAGAAGGACUCUUUCACAAGAUGAAGCAUCUGGAAUAUUUUAAAGCUGAGAAUGUUUAUUUGAGUGCUCCAUACUCAGACACGUUUCAGUUCAAUCAGAAGCUGAGGAGUCUGAUAUUUACGAAGACGGAUUUGUCAGAGUUACAAUCUGAACUGUUUCUUCCAAUCCCAAACCUGGAGAGUCUCGAUCUCUCCGAGUCUCAGCUGAAGUCUUUGGAUUUCCUGGUACACGUUAAUCUUUCUGCUCUCAGAUAUCUCAAACUGACCGGCAACCAGUUAAAUGUGAUUAACAAGACAGUUUUCCAGUCUCUUCCCUCUCUAACGUUCUUGGACCUGGACAAAAAUCCGUUCACCUGUGAAUGCUCAAAUGCAGAUUUCAUCCAGUGGGUGAAGAGCAACACGCAGACCCAGGUGGUAAACGCUCAUCAGUACGAAUGCUCCUUUCCUGUGUCCAGACAGGGGAGCCUGUUGCUGGACUUUAAUUUCCAGUCCUGUUUGGAUGAUGGCGGGUUUCUCUGCUUCAUUUCCAGCUCUUGUCUGGUUGUUCUGACUCUCCUCUCAUCCUUCAUCUACCACUUCCUGAGGUGGCAUCUCACCUACACCUUCCACCUCCUCCUGGCCUUUCUCUAUAACAGCAGGAAGGGCAGGAAGAGAGACCUUCACCAGUUUGACGCCUUUGUGUCGUAUAACGUCCGUGAUGAGGGCUGGGUUUACAGAGAGAUGCUCCCCGUGUUGGAGGGACAGCAGGGCUGGAGACUCUGUCUGCACCACAGAGACUUCCAGCCAGGUAAACCCAUCAUAGAGAACAUCACUGAUGCCAUUUACGGCAGCAGGAAAACCAUCUGUGUGAUCAGCCGCAGCUACCUGCAGAGCGAGUGGUGCUCCAGAGAGAUCCAGAUGGCCAGCUUUCGCCUGUUUGAUGACAAGAAGGAUGUUCUGAUUCUGCUGUUUCUGGAGGAGAUUCCUGCUCAUCAGCUGUCUCCAUACUACCGCAUGAGGAAGCUGGUGAAGAAACGCACCUACCUGAGCUGGCCUCAGGCUGCACAACAUCCGGGAGUUUUCUGGCAGAACGUCCAGAGAGCUCUGCAGACAGGGGGCGCUGUUGCUGAAGACACGGACCUGCUGACCGGACCGGAAGGAUGAUGAGAGGCGUCACAGAUCUCCAAGAAACAAAAGAUAAAUGAGGAAAACAUGUAAAUCUUGACCUGUAAAAGCAUCACACUUAUUUCUUUUUAUAAUAAUUUCAAUGCUUAAAAAAAUGAACAUCAUAUCUCUUUUAAAAUACAAUUAAAAAUCACAACACUAAAUAUGCCAACAGUGUAUCAGUGAGUUGCAUUCAUUCAUGAACUCCUCUGGAUGAAACAAAAUAAUAAACGGAAAUAUCAGAAGAAAA
This is a messenger RNA of Gambusia affinis (western mosquitofish), 3350 nucleotides long. Its product is annotated as toll-like receptor 13. Gene Ontology annotation, molecular function: transmembrane signaling receptor activity; protein binding. Bases 263 to 3100 code for a protein of 945 amino acids. Lineage: Eukaryota; Metazoa; Chordata; Actinopteri; Cyprinodontiformes; Poeciliidae. The transcript has 4 exons. Gene Ontology annotation, cellular component: membrane. Gene Ontology annotation, biological process: inflammatory response; immune response; toll-like receptor signaling pathway. The record is from RefSeq and is a predicted model, not a curated record.